CUGGUUUGAGACAGGGUGCAGUGAUCACGUGUACACCGUUGCUCUUUGGAUUACGAAAAUCUAAAAUCUGGGAGUUUGUGUUAUUUUGUAAUAAUGGAUUGAAGACCGGCAGCCUUAGUUCCCGCCUAGCCAAGAUAGAUUGUCUAUUUGAUAGAAAUCGGUGGCGAAAAGCAUCUAAAAUAUACCUCACAACCCACCUUAAGUUCUGUCUGGGUCCUUUGGGUCCAAAAUGAUGGAGCGGAACACUGCUAACGACAGUAAUAGUAGUAAUAAUAAUAAUAACAAUAGUAGUAACAGCAGCAGCAGUACGAGCGGUGGCGGACAAAACACAUCCAACGGCCUGGAAGAUGGGCGUUGUGCCUGCGGGCGUGCGCUGGAGAUGGUGGGUGUGCAAGUGACGCCCACCACGGGCGGCCAGUUUGAGCUGCGGGUGGCCGCCACGGACUCGGUUGAAUUCCUCCGCAGGCUGGUUUCCAAAAGGCUCAGAGUCCCCAAAGAGAGGAUCUGCCUCCUCUACAAGGACAGACACCUAAGAGAUGGGACUUUAGUGGAAAACUGCAUCAUGGAUGGCUCAAGAAUCACCCUCCUACCGUCCGUCGAAACAGGAUUACUGACACAGCGUCCUGAGCAGAGUGUUAUGCAAGCUUUAGAGAGUCUUAAUGAUGGCCAGGUCAAUGAUUUUUUGACUGGGAAAGCGCCACUCAAUCUAACCAUGCGUCUUGGAGACCACAUGAUGCUUAUCCAACUUCAGCUGUCCACUGUUUCUCCUAGUGGUUCUAGAAAAAGCCGUCUGCAGCCCUCCCAUAACCAUAGCCACAAUCACAGUCAUUCUCAUAGUCAUACUCAUUCUCAUAGCCACACCCAUUCCCAUUCUAGCACCCAUUCUCAUUCUGGAGCUCAUGACCAUGUUGGAGGCUCUUCCUCCCCUUCAUCCACCCAUACCCAUCCAUUAACCCCACCAUAUGCCCCUCAUACGUCUAGCACCUCAUGUUCCAAGUAUUCUCACGGUUACACGCAACAGGGGUCUUCCAAUGAUGGCUUACCAGUGUCCUCGUCAUCUGUGUCUUCAUCCUCAGAUGCUUUGGUAACGCCUCCAGUUUCAGCCUCUGUCAUCCCUAGUCAGAGCUCACAAUCUUCUUCCACCGCAUCUUCAUCACGAGCGGCAUCUCCCUCGUUACCCUCAACAUCAUCAUCUUUGUUUUCAACUAUGUCACCGUCAUCUAAUUCAGCAUCUCAUCAUGCGCACCACCAUCAUAAUCUUUAUCAUCAUGGUCUUGGAUGUUCAUCACCUUCCUCGCCGUCGUCAUAUUUGGCAACUCCACCUCACCAUCACCACCAUCAUCACCAUCAUCAUCACCACCACCACCAUCACUAUCGCCCCACCCCAGGCCCCCCCUCCACGCCUGUUAGCCCUACAUCUUCCUCCUCCAGUGGUUCAAGUGCAAGCUCACCCUCAGGGUAUAGUUUUGAAGGUGACCUUCCCAUCAGAGGAUGCCCCCACAGGGGAGAAGAAUCUGAUCCUAGAGCAUCACUAGAUACAAAGGCAUUAGCUGAAGCAAGUCGUAAUUUGACCCAAACCCUAAAACAACUGUCAUCAGAGGUCCUCACUUCAAGGCCAGAGCAAAAAGAGGAAAAUCGGGCACCUCAGGAAGUCUCGGCUACUUCUCAGAGAGAAGGAAGUGGUAGCAGCAGCACUAGUAAUACUGGAGGCAGUGGUAGUGGAAGUAGUAGGAGCUCAAGCACUAGUAAUAGCAGUAGCAAAAAACAAGGUGCCAUUAUUGAGAGUAUGCAUCACCAUGGCAAAGGGGUCUACUCGGGCACUUUCUCAGGAACUCUCAACCCAGCACUCCAGGACCGGCAGGGACGGCCUAAACGGGAUAUUUCUACCAUUAUUCAUAUUUUGAAUGACCUUCUGUGUGCCACACCCCAGUAUCGUCGACAUUCAAGCACUACUAUUUCUGUAAGCACAUCCACCCCAACAAGCAGGAGUAAAAAUCAUUCAAGUGGCAAACGUCCAUCACCAUAUUUCAGUGGAGAUGCUUCAAGUAAUAUUCUUUCUCAAGAUGAUUCUAGGGCAUCUGAUAGUGAGAAAAAUUCUGUAAAUGGCACACAUUCCAAUGAACAAGAUUCUGGUGAUGAAAAUCAGGCAACGAGAACUAAAGUUGAACAGUUGAGAUUUAUAAUGGAACAGCGACGUGCAAGACGCAAGGCUCGUCGGGAUGCUCGUGCACAACCUUACCCCCAUGCAGCAGCAACUCCUUGGUCCACAAAUAAUACUGUUCCAACUCUUGUUACUACAACCAGUACUACUGCUAAAACUGCAUCUCAAACUAUGGAGGUUGAUAAUAGUAAUGCAGAUGGAACUGAUCAAGCCACUUUAUGUGAACUCAACUCUGAGACAGUGGUUGCUUAAUGGUGGCUUAACACUAGAGGAAUGAUACAAUGCAAGAAGCCUGUGAGGAAGAAGAGGAUUGUCAGUAUAGUGGGCUUUAAUUUGGAUUGGCAUUAGUACGUAACUUCCGCUCAGUUGCUAAUUUUCAAAAGAUAGAUGUGUUCUUUCAUUCAGCCAGUCUGUUUAAGCCUUUACAAGGGUUGCUCUGCUUGGACUGGUAUUGUAGUUAUGGAUGGUGUAUAGUCUGUGAUUUAGGGUUGAUUGUGUUGAUGUAAAAACAUGCAAUACAAAAGCAUUGUUUGAUGUGCUUCCAUAGUUGGAAAAUGGCAUGUAGGUCAAUCACUAUAUUGUACUGUGCACAAGUAAAACUGUUAUCAAGUGAGUGCUAAAACACAACGGAAUAGAAAGAGUAAACCCAAUUUGUCUUAUCGAGAUCAUUUAAAAGUAUGCUGGGUUUUCAGGAAGCCUAUACAGUAUUUGGCAACAACUAAUCAUGAUACAGACUAGAAACCCCCAAGGUUUUCUGUAGGUCAGUGAGGCCUAAGGAAGAUGUAUUGCACAGAGGCAGUGUUAAUUUUUAGGACAUAUCAAGUGGCUGUUUUGCCUCAUUUCAAGUGACUUUUAGGGGGUAAAGGAAGAAACAAGUUGCAAUGGAGGAUGUGAAGUCUUCACAAUGAUGUUGGCUUUUAACGUUUAUUUUAUAUAUAUUGAUCUUAGCAACACACACUUUCAGUGAUGAUUAUAUUUGUGAAAUGCCAUUGUUUUAUAUUCUUUCAUGUACAGUUUAAUUUAUUCUACUGCCUUAACAAAGUGGUUAAUGAUGAGUGGGCUACUGAAGCUUAAAGAAGAGGUAUAGUAUAUGAAGUUCAUUAAAAUUUCAUGCCGUUUUAGCUUGUAAACUUUAAUGUUUGUUCAUCUGAAGUUUCUGAAGUGUUAUUUGAAUUGAAGUUGUAAAGAAUUCAGAUCUUCUUUUGCCUCCAAAAUCCUUCAGAUACCUAGUAAUCUUGAAAUAAUAUAAUCACAAGAUAUUAAUGAAAUUUACAAAAUACUAUAUGAAAUCCAAAAAUCGUAAGGGAUACAAUUUUAGAUUUUAAUACAAGUUCUGUCUCCUUGCUAAUAAUAUAAUAAUGAUAGGAAUAACAGUAAUGAUGCAGCCUAGUUAUUCAUGUCGUGUUUGGCUUCAUUUAGGCUAUUCUAUGCAGUUUAUUUAAAGGGUUUGUGUGUAUAUUGCAGUUUCAUAUUAAAUCCUGAACCAGACUGAUUGAAUCUACCUCGACAGUAGUAAUUUGCACCAAGUUUAAUGAUGGCUUGCAAUUAAAUUUUCUUGUGAUUGUCACUGGUAGAGAAUGAUGUUCAAAAUAUCACCCCAUUUCCUAUAGCACCAUAGAAGCAGUUGCCAUAGGUAUGAAUAGAAUUUAAUGAAUGAAUAAACAUUUAUUUCGUUUUAAAAGAUUUGUAGGUCAAUACGUAGAUGUUUUAAUUGUGGGUGUACAACAUUUAACAUUUCCACAAUUAUUGGUUAUAUAUUUUGUUCCUUCAA
This is a messenger RNA of Macrobrachium nipponense, 3932 nucleotides long. Its product is annotated as midnolin homolog. Gene Ontology annotation, cellular component: nucleus. The transcript is spliced from 7 exons. The record is from RefSeq and is a predicted model, not a curated record. Bases 230 to 2413 code for a protein of 727 amino acids. Gene Ontology annotation, molecular function: protein binding. Lineage: Eukaryota; Metazoa; Arthropoda; Malacostraca; Decapoda; Palaemonidae.